AUGUCGGAUAGUGAAACCAGUGAUACGGAAUACCAACUUCCCACAAACCUCGACUUUGAAUUUGUCGAUACCACAAAACCAAUUAAAGAAGACGAAAAACCAGAAGAAGAUCAAGAUGAACCUAUAAUUUCGAAUGAAGAGACAAAUGAUGCCCCCGAAGAGUUUUUCUUCCCACUUUUUGCAACUGAGCUGGCCCCAGUUACAUCAGAAACCCCUAGCAAAGAUGAUGAAAGUUCGCGAACUGGUUUGAUGAAGGUCACUUUGAAUGACGCUGUUGAUGAUGAGCCAAUCAUACAGUCACGCCCUUCGACCUAUUAUUUCCCAGAAUACACAGAACAGCAGCUAUUGUCAUUCAAGCUUGCUGCCAUAGAAUAUGAUGAUAUAUUCAGUAAUACAUUCGAUAACCGUUACACUUGGAGAGGAACACAGAGGAAAGUGACAGAUUUGAAACAAUACAAUGCGAAAAUUGAUGAAGCUUCACAAAAGCUUAAAAAGAAGGCUCAAAUGAGACCAAGUUUGAAAACUAGAAAAAAUAGAAUUCUUGCGAAGAAAAAUGUCAAGCUAAGAAAGCAGAGCAUCAAAGAUUUGGAAAAGAAGCAUCAAAAAAUGAUUAAUCAAAAGAAGAAAAGAGGAGGGAAAAAGAACAAAAAGAAGAAGGAUGGACAAACAGCUACACAAACGAAAAAGCCAGAAUACAGAACGGAAUGA
This is a messenger RNA of Saccharomycopsis crataegensis, 708 nucleotides long. RefSeq lists its product as uncharacterized. The transcript has a single exon. Bases 1 to 708 code for a protein of 235 amino acids. The record is from RefSeq and is a predicted model, not a curated record. NCBI's taxonomy places the organism in Eukaryota, Fungi, Ascomycota, Saccharomycetes, Ascoideales, Saccharomycopsidaceae.